AUGCCAAACGAAGAAAAACCUCAAGAUUUUGAAUUAAUAGAGUUGUUGAUUAAAGAAGCAAGUUCAGUUACAGAUGCUAGUGUUAUUAAUACUCCAACUCAACAAAGUGAUGAGUUUAGGUCUUUCAAAGCAAGGUUUCAAUCAUAUAUAGAUCAGAUUCCAUCAUAUUUACAUUCAGUAGGUAAAGAAGGAUUUUUCCCACAUUUCUUUUUAGGAAGCUUUUCCACCUUGAUAGAUACAGAAAUUGCGAAAAAGCUGGAUAUUGAAAAAAUAUAUUUUAGGUUUGAUGGUUCGAAAACUCUGAAGGUUGCUGUUCUAAAAAAAGGAGAAAUCAAAAGUUCACAAGAUGCUACUGAUAAAGUGAACCUUUUUGUUAUCACAGAUUAUGGUAGUAAAAAUAAGGAUUUUGGUCAUGGUGAUCUAGAAGAAAUAUUAAAUCAAGUUAGUGCUCCGGGAAAGACUCAGUAUAUCAGUAAUGCUAAGGAUGAGCUUGAGGUUAAGUUAGUGAAAAUUUCUAAAGAUGCUGACGGUCAAAUAGUUGUAGAAGUAAAAAAUAAAAAAUUGGAUAAGAAUAAUACACGCUUUCAAUUUACAGAGAUAAAGAAAGGAUUAUGGAGAAAUCCAGAAAGUGAUAUAGCUAAGCUCACUAAUUAUGAUGCAAAAGAUGUAAAAGCACAUAUCGGAAAAAUUCUUACAAGAGUUA
Molecule: messenger RNA, 703 nt
Organism: Cinara cedri
Lineage: Eukaryota; Metazoa; Arthropoda; Insecta; Hemiptera; Aphididae
Source: the annotation of a GenBank genome assembly